AUGCAAUUUAAUUUAGAAACUGAUAAUAACCUAAUAAUAAGUGAUUUUAGGCCAGAGGAAUGUAUAGACUUCCUCUCAAUGGAAUCUAUUUCAGAUGUUGGAAUUUAGUUUCCAAAACCAUAAAAUAGCAAAUAUGAUGUUGAUCCUCCUCCAAAUUCAAAAGACUUAAAGGAAAAGGUAAUUCUAAGUCCAUUAUCACCUAAUUUCGAAGGACUAAAAGAGUGUGAAUAAUUAAUAUUACUAUCUCCUUAAAAUUUAUCAUAAAGACCUAUUUAAAAAAAGUCAUCAAUAUAAUUGAUUAAAAAAAACCAAAAAUAAUCAGCAAAUGUCAGUGGAAGUUUUAUGAAAUAUUUUCACACUCGUAGAUUUGUUAACAGAAUAUUGAGAAAUAAACAUAUGUUUCAUAAAUUACAACCAAUACACUUAGAAAUAAUUAAUGAUGCUUCUUCUCAUUAUGAUAAUGAAAUAUUUGGUCAAAAAUCUCAUACUUUCAAACCACUUGGAUUAAUGAAAACUUUACAUUUAUCUAUAUCUCCAAGUCUUACUAAAAAAAUUAUAGCUAAAUACAAAUAGAUAUCUAAUUUAAUUUUGAAAAAGUUUUAAUAGGUUUUAAUCUAAAUUCCAGUAAUUUAACCUGAGAAUAAAGGAAGAAUCAUUUGGGAUGUAGUUCUUUCAAUAACUAGAUUGUAUUUUAUUAUCCUAAUUCCUAUUGAUAUGGUAUUUGAAGAAAGAUUGUUAUAUUCAGAAAAAUUAAUAAUAAUUACUACUUUAUAAACAUUUUUAUUGAUUUUUGACAUGUUUAUCAAUUUUAAUACAGCUUAUUAUUAAUUUGGAUAAAUAGUAUCAGAAAGAUCAAAAAUAAUACAACACAAUUUUAGCAAGGGUUAUGGAUUAGAUGCCUUUUCAGUAAUCUUUUUAAUUUGUUUGUUGUUUGUGAAUUGGGAUUAAAUUGGAGAAUAUGAACCUUUUGUAUUUAUUGGAUUAUUAUCAUUUACUGUUUAAUACUAAAAUAUAACCAAGUUAACUAGAAUUUUUGAAGAAGUUUUAAAUCUUAAUAAAAUUUAGGCAGGUUUUUUAGAAUUAGCAAAAUUAAUCACCUUAUUAUUAUACAUUUUACAUAUUUCUGCUUGUAUUUGGAUUGGGGUAUAUAUUAGACCAUAUAAUAGUGUGGCAGAAUAAGUUCAUCUGUAAAUAAUGGUAAUAGUUGGAUGAUUAAGGAAGAUAUACUUUAUGAGCAAUGGAUAGUUUAAUAUUUGAGAUCGUUUUAUUUCUGCACUGUGACAAUGUUUACUAUUGGAUAUGGCGAUCUAACUCCUUAAUGUAGAGUAUCGUAUUAACUUUAGCUAAUUUAGAAUAUGUGACAUGCAUCAUAUUUAUUAUGAUUUUUAGUAUCUAAUUACCUUAUAGUGUUAAUACUGUAGGAGCUAUAAUUGAUGAAAUAUCUAAAUAUAGUGAAUAAAAAUUAUAGAAGCUACGUAUAAUUAAUACAUAUAUGGCUAAAAAGAAGAUAACCUAUGAAUUAUAGGUGAAAAUUAGGUAAUAUUUAGCCUAUUAUUGGGAAUGUCAAAAUACUUAAAUAUCUUAAGAAGUCAAAGGUAUUUUGGAGUAAUUAUCAGAAAAUCUUCGAGAUUCUUUAAUGUUAGAAGCAAACUCAAUUAUUUUAAAUAGUUGUGAUAUGUUUUCUAAAUUUCUUUCUCCUGGGUUCACAAAGGCUUUAGUAAAUAAGAUUAGAUAUUUGGAUGUUCAACCUGAGAAUAUAGUUGAUUUUUCAGAUUAGCCUGAUUCACAUUAAAAUUAUUAUUUAGCAUUUAUAGAAAUAGGAACAAUAUAAGUUAUUUAAGAUUAAAAUAAUUGUAAAAAUGAUUCAUAUAUUAAACAAUUAAGUUCAGGUUAAGUGUUUGGUUUGUAUGAAUUUAUAACAGGAACAUAUUGUAAUGAGUUUUAUAAAAGUAAAGGAUUUACUAAAUUAUUGAUAUUACCAAGAAAUCAGUUCUUAAAAAUAUUAAGAGAAUUUCCAGAGGAUAAAGAAAAAUAUUGUUAAAUUAGAGAUGAUUUACUUUACAAUAAUGGUGAGUAAUUUUUAAGAGAUAUAGGAGUUUAAUGUUACAUAUGUAAUUCAAGGGAUCAUAUAAGCAAAUUUUGUCCAAUGGUACAUUAUUGUGCAGAUAAAGAAAAAAUAAUUAAAUCUCAUACAUAUAUAAUAAAAUAACCUAGAUAAAAAUAAAGAAGAAAAGUUAGAAGUAUCUAAUUUAAUGGAAAGAUUGAUUAAAAAAUAAUAAUGGAAAUAGCAUAAUAUUUUAAAGAAGAUUUUUGGAAAUAAUGUCAAUAUUAUGAAGUAAAUGAUAUUGAUUAAGAAAAACAAUAAUCUCCUCAAUAUAGUAUUGCUUCGGAUGAAGUUAAAGAUUAUAUUAAAUAACCUCCACAAUUACAAGUAGCUAAAACUUCCUAAAUUAUUUAAAAUAAACAAAUAAUAAAAUAACAAAGAAUUGGAUAGUUGAAUGAAAUACAAUAAUCAAGAAGAGCUGCUCGAUAAAAUACUAUUUCACCUUUAAUGAAAUUUUCAACAAAUCAAUAAAUUGCUGAUUAAUAUGCUUAAAAUGAAUUGAAAGUGUUACCUAGAGCACAUUCUUCUCUAGUAGAAAAUGUAAGCUAAUAGGAAAGUCAAAUCACUCCUGAAAAACAAGAGGAAGAAGAUGGAACAGCAUAGAAAAGCAAUCAACAAAUAAUAUCAAUUAAAGGGGAGUAAAUUUAAACAAAAAAAAGAUGUAUGCCAUAACCUUAAUAAUCUUAAUUUAUUAAAAGAAUUAAAAAUCUAAAAUUAGAAAUUGAAAAGGAUCCUUAAAAGAAAAUGAGUUUAUUAACAGUUACAAAUAUGGAACUUCAAGAGAAUUGGUAAUCUUUAGAAUAAAGGAUAAUAUAAUUAAAAUAAUUUUAGGAGCAGGAAAUAUCAGUAAUGUAAUUAUAAAAUUUAUCUAAUUUAAUUUAACAUUAGUUAAAUGAUAAAUUUAUGAAAUUAGAAAACUUUGAUUUAUAGAAAGAUUUUUAAUAUUAUUAGCCUCAUAAUAAUUUUACAUAAUUAUAAGUAAGUAAUUGUUAUAAUAAACAUCUAAUUGAAAAUUUAUCUAGAUUUAUCAAAUAUUUAUUUUAUCCAUUUGUUUAUAUUCAUAAAUACACUAAAUUGGAUGCUGAAGAAGACUAUAAAUUGGAGAGGUAAAGAAAAACUAUGUCAUUUUCCAAAAAAAAGGCAACUAUAGUAAUUAAGUUUAGAGAUAAAGCAAAAUAAAUUAUAAAUAGUAGAAGAAUAGUACCAGAAUGA
Molecule: messenger RNA, 3316 nt
Organism: Paramecium pentaurelia
Lineage: Eukaryota; Ciliophora; Oligohymenophorea; Peniculida; Parameciidae
Source: the annotation of a GenBank genome assembly